UGAUACCUUACCUAACCUCUUUGUAAACUAUGGCUUUGGAUAAAGCAUACCAAUGCCAGGAAAACCUACUAACACAGAAUGUUUUUUUUUUAAAUUAACCAGAUUUUCCAUAAUUGAUGGCAGCUGUAUGUUUAGGAAGACGGAUGGCUAGAUUUGAAGCAAAAAGUGGUCCAACAAAGUAAUAAUUUAGGAGUUGAGCGGCUUUUUAUUAAUCAAUAUUCUUCACCAAUGACAUAAGUUUGUUUUUCCGUUGAAUUGUACAGGACAUUAACUGUGAGGAGAGACUUUUUAGGUGCACUGUAGAAGUGAGGCAGGGCAUUGAACCGGACAGAAGACCCUGGAAGAGCUGGACUGGCUAAUCUUUAACCUGCUUGUGUUUUCAUGGGAAGUCUCCCAAGUAACGUUCCGCCUUGCACGUUUUUUUUUUUUUUUUUUUUGUUUUUUUUACACACAUCCUGUAAGACGCUACAAACAUUUUCUACUGCUGUUGGGAAGCUCGGUCUAUAGAUGUGUUGGAUCUUUAAAUCCUGACCCUGGAGUGGAAACCUUGUAUUUCUAAAAAUGCCAAACAAAGCUCAAGAGGAUGCUGUGAUCAACCUAAAGACGCUGCAAGAGAUUUCCGGACAGCUGGGUUUUGAAUGGACAGUUCUGGCUUCUGAACUUGGUUUCAGCAGAGCUGAGAUAGGCCGGUUUCACACCAGAUCGACAGAGAAGAGCGUGCAGGCCAAGCUGAUGUUGGAAAGCUGGUAUGAGAGGUCGUGGGACAAGCCAAACAAGACCAAACUGCUCCAAGACGGGCUGGAGCGAGCAGGCCGCCGGGACCUGUCAGAGAAGCUGCGCUGUCUCCACUGGGGUCACCAGAAGCUGAGCAAAAAGGUGGAGCUCCCCUCAGCCUUCCCCUUCAUCAUCACAGUCCAUAAGACCGUCAGCAACCAAGAUGGCCUGCGCAGAAUCAACGACCUCAGCCGCAGAUUCACCUAAAAAUGAGCCUCAGUGCACUCAUGCACUCUGAUUUAUUGAUCUUACAUUGCAUGUAUAAACUAUAAUACCAGACUAGAUUAAUAUCACUGACCAAACAAAAGAAGCGUCAUAAAUGGAGCUUCUUGUCUUGUGAGUAAAUACAGGAUAAAUACACUACAAUAAAAUUACAAUGCAGAUAUUAGGGCUAAUUUUGAGUUCUUCCAUUUCAAUGUUUAUUAGUUAAUCAUUAAGAUUACCUGCAAUUCGUUGUGCCGGUGGUUUGUUUUUGUUUUUUGUUACAUGGACCAUUUUUUUUGGUCCAUAAAAAGCCAGUACGGUAAUUAAUUAUCAUUAUUUGUCAUUGCCGCUAUUUACAGUUAUGUAUUGUUAAAAGCACAUUAAUAAACAUGUUUAAAAAUAAAAUGGGGUGACUGAAACCACUCAGCUUAAAGCUGGUUUUCUUUAAUCACAACAAAAGCUGAUUUGCUUAUCGUAAAAAUUAAAGGCCAAAACAAAUAAGGAUUCUUCCACUCUCUACCGUGGAAGA
Fundulus heteroclitus (mummichog) is the source of this 1507-nucleotide messenger RNA. Its product is annotated as Death domain-containing protein. The record is from RefSeq and is a predicted model, not a curated record. The transcript has 3 exons. Bases 562 to 981 code for a protein of 139 amino acids. Gene Ontology annotation, biological process: signal transduction. Gene Ontology annotation, molecular function: protein binding. NCBI's taxonomy places the organism in Eukaryota, Metazoa, Chordata, Actinopteri, Cyprinodontiformes, Fundulidae.